Molecule: messenger RNA, 4947 nt
Organism: Dufourea novaeangliae
Lineage: Eukaryota; Metazoa; Arthropoda; Insecta; Hymenoptera; Halictidae
Gene: Meltrin
Exons: 13
Coding region: 38-4942 (1634 amino acids)
Biological process (GO): membrane protein ectodomain proteolysis
Molecular function (GO): metalloendopeptidase activity
Source: RefSeq, a predicted model, not a curated record
GUGAGGCUGAUGUACUGCGUAUCGCCGUCCAAGAACGAUGCCGAGUGAUAAACGGUGCUCGAGUUUGCGAUGCACCGUCGGUGGUGUGACGGUGCAGUGCAAAUUGGUGCUGGUUCUGGUGCUGAUCGCGAUCCUGCCUGACGUCUACACCGAGGGUCAAGGACCGUCCCCGGAUUUCAGUAGGCACACACUGGUCAGACCGCGGGUCUAUCACGGUAGGACCAAGCGGCAGAUCUCGUCGACCAAAGAGAACGAUAUCGAGCACGCGGACGUGUUGACGGUAGGCUUCGAGCUGGACGGGGUGAAACGGGUUCUGGACCUGAGGUUGAACACCGAUCUGAUACCAAUCGGGUACCAGCAGCGUCAUCAACACCAGGGCACCUACAAAGUUCAUACCCCGUCGAAAGUUGAGAUCUGUCACUACCAAGGCAGUGUUCGAGACGUUCCCGGCUCGUGGGUAGCCGUGUCCACCUGCAGAGGUCUUCGUGGCGUUGUCUUCGACGGGGAGAAUCUUCAUCACAUCCAUCCGGAGAGGGAAUCUUUGGACUCGGACCACUACGUCUAUAGGCAGACCGAUCUGGCCGCCAAUCACACCUGCGGUUACGAGGGAACCACGCACCAUGUUCUCGGCCGCGAGCACCGGGGGAUCGUCAACAGAGCCACCAGGCACAAGAGGGCCGCCGAGGUGAUACGAGGGCCCUACAACGCGAACAGACAUUCCCGGUACGUGGAACUGGUCCUGGUGAUCGACAAAAAGGAGUACACAGCCUUCGACGAGAACCUGGACAAAGUGUACCAUCACUGCAAAGAUAUCGCCAAUAUAAUCAACGCGCUCUACAUGCCGCUGAACAUAUUCAUCGCGCUGGUCGGCGUGCAGGUUUGGUCCGACACGGACGAAAUAACGCUUUCCCCAAACGGGGACACAACCCUCUCGAAUUUCCUGCGUUAUCGACGAGAGAAGCUGGUCCAGGAUAUACCGAACGAUAACGCCCAGUUGUUGACGCGGAUCACUUUCGAGGGCGGAGUGGUCGGAAAAGCGCUCAAGGGGCCAAUAUGCACGUACGAGUUCUCCGGCGGCGUCUCCAUGGAUCACUCGCACGUCGUGGGAUUGGUGGCCGCGACCGUGGCCCACGAAAUGGGUCACAAUUUCGGCAUGGAGCACGAUUCCGCUGACUGCGAGUGUCCCGAGGAGAAAUGCAUCAUGGCGUCCUCGAGUGGUUCUUCGGGGCCUACCCACUGGUCGACCUGUUCCCUGGAGCAUCUGGCUCUGGCGUUCGAGCACGGCAUGGACUAUUGUCUUCGGAACAAACCGCAGAAGCUGUUCGAUAGCCCGAUCUGUGGAAAUGGGUUCGUCGAGCCAGGCGAGCAAUGCGACUGUGGGCUCAAGGAAAACUGCGACAAUCCCUGUUGCAACGUGACCACCUGUAUGCUGCACACCAACGCCAGCUGCGCGACCGGUGAGUGCUGCGACCUGAAGACCUGUCGGCCAAAAACCGCGGGCACCGAGUGUCGUAGCGCCGAGCACGAGUGCGAUCUGCCGGAGUACUGCACCGGGCAGAGUGAGUACUGUCCCGUGGACGUGUUCAAGAUGGACGGCGAAGGUUGCAGCAUGGGGAAAGCGUUCUGUUACCAGGGCUCUUGUCGGACCCACAACGAUCAGUGCAAGCUGCUCUGGGGUCCGACCGGGACGUCGUCGGACGCACAAUGCUACGAGAUGAACAACAAGGGCACCAAACACGGGAACUGCGGCUACAACCGGGUCGAGUCCAGCUAUGUCAAGUGCCACGACGAAAAUCUCCUUUGCGGGAUGCUUCACUGUAAACACUUGAACGAGAGGCUCGAGUUCGGUAUGGAAUCCGUCGCGAUUCUUAGUCACUCGUUCAUCAACAACGGGGGGAAGAUAAUACCGUGUCGAUCGGCCAUCGUCGAUCUGGGUCUGAAUCAGGUUGAUCCUGGCCUGGCCCCGGACGGCGCGAAGUGCGCGCCUGGCAAGAUGUGCGUGAAUCAGAAAUGCAUGCCGGUAGCCGAUCUACGCGCCUCCGUGUCCGGUGGGAAAGCUUGCCCGAACAAUUGCGGUGGGAACGGUGUGUGCAACAGUUUGGGCCACUGUCAUUGUAAUCGUGGCUUCCGGCCGCCGGAUUGCACCCAGCCGGGCGUUGGCGGUUCCGAAGACAGCGGUCCAGCCGAGGAUCCGAAUGCGAGAAACGACUUCAUAAUGGCCCUGUACAUUAUCUUUCUGGGGAUCGUACCGAUGGUCGCGCUGUCCUCGUUCGGGGUUUGGUACGUGCGUAACCCGGGCCAGCACUGGAAGAAGGGCAUGAUGUCAACGACCGAUCGCGGCCACAAUGGGCUGUCCAUCAAAACGAUCGAUCGUUCCAGCCCCUUGCCCCGUAACAUCGAAACGAUCGAUUCUAGCCUGAGUCAGGACCCGGCGUGCGCGAGUUUGUUGCCGAAACCGGAGACAGACGAGCGUUACAACAAUAAUCUGUUCGGCCAGUUCAAAGGAUUCACGAUCACGCCUAUCAAGAGUCAAGCGAAGAGCAACGAGCCAACGAAAGCGGCCCCACCGCCGCCAACGAUACCCACGGUGGCGAUCAAGACCAACAUCAAGACCCUGCCGAAGAGCAAUCCACCGAGGAACUCUCUGUUGAACUCGACGUUCAGCUUCAACAACGAUACGUCCGUCACGGCGCCGACGUUGCCGCCGUUGAAUCCAGGUUGUACGGCGCGUCCUCUGAUCAGCAGCCCGGUGUUAGCUGCCACCACUUGCACCUCUGUGGAGUUGGUGACGCCCAAACCACCCGUCAGACCAGGCCUGGACGCGCCAACCAGGCCUGCGCCAGCCCCACCGAUCCAGUCCGAUCUGCAGAAGCCACCCAGACCCAACAGCACGCCGUUGACCAACGUUCUGGUCCCAGAACCAGAGAAACGGCCUGACAAAGGGAGUACUCUGAACAGGCUAGCCUCGAUGCUUCGACCGAAUUCGGGGAUCAUGAAGACGGGGCUGCAGGUGUCGCAGAAAGACGAGAAGAACACGAACUCUUUACCAAGAUCGCAGCACCAUAAAGCGAACAAGGUGAUAGACAAAGAGAUCCUGCGAAAUCUGGAGAUCUCUAAUCCGAUUCCUCAGAGGGAGAUUGAGAUUCCCACGCCAGCGAUACCCGUGGUCUCGGUCACUGACCCGGAGAAGAAGAACGUGGUGUUGCGAGCCCAGUCCAUGAGGGACAGCAAGAUCACACCGCGACCGAAUAUCCAGACGUUCGGCUCGAUGCGUCAAACGACCCCCGUAAAAAGGCCCACAAGCAUCCCAACGAGCACAAGACCAACGGCUCCCCCACCUGGACCACCGACAGCCACGAACCCAGCGGAGAAGAUGAACGAAUCAGGGAAGAUCCCUGGACUACCGGGGUAUCAGAAUCCUCAGGUGAAGACCGCGAAGAAGGUCGACAACGCUUACGACGACUGCAUGAACCUAGUCUCGGAGUCACCGUUAACGAAGAUCACCGAGGAGUCGCCCACCAGCGACAACAUUUACGCGGUCAUAGAGGAGGCCAUACCCGAGAAGAGUAGGAAGAAUCCAAUUGAGAUGGACCAGCAGCGUAUAGACAACGAAUACAAACUGCCUAAACCUGUGGUCGAGACGUCGGCCAAUACGAUUGCCGGCAUGGAGUCGAUGGGUCUUCUAUCGGAAAUCGUGUCGGAGAUAUCGAACCGGAACUUCGACUCCAUAUACUCGACCGCGACCCUGUCACGUAAGACGAAGGAGAACGGAGAGGCGGCAGCUAAGAACGCAGAGGACUUAGGGUCCAACAGCUCGUUGGGCGCCUAUAUGAAUUCGAACCACUACAAAUCGCCCGGCAGCAUAUACUCGAACUCCGCGUCCGGGAAGUUCAAUUCGUCCAGCUCGACGACUAGUUCCGGUUACCUGAAUCCGUCGGCGUUGAACGUGCCGCGGCAGGAGCCGAAGAAGAUCGUCGGGGACGCGAAAUCGGUCGACAACAGUAAACUGGUGUCUUUGAAUUCAACGAAUCCGAACCUGAACGACGAUAUAUCGAAGGAGCUGGGCAUGAAGCCAGCAGAUGACAUCGCGGUCUGCAAACCGCUCGCCUCGCUUAAGACACGAUCGACCCAGCGAGCCACGACCAGCCCGAGAACGAAUGAGGACACGGCGGACGGUAAAGAACCAACGAAACCAGUCCUAGGGAGGACUAAGACGCCACCGAGUAUCGCGAAAGGCUCGAAGGACACGGCAACGUUCAGAUCGAAACAGCAUUUCGAGGGCGGGUCGAAAGGGUCCAGGCAAGGAUCGAACGCAAGUGCAGACGCGACAGCUGCGCAAACUGGUGGUGCCGCGGACAAACAGGAGUCUCCCACGAACGUUAAUAGAUUAUCUUUGAAAACUGUGCCUUGUAGCCCUAAGGAUAACGGGGGGAAGUUCAACAGUCCGGAUCUAGUGUCCAGCUGUUCGAACUCCAAUCAAAUCAGUACAAAAUCGCCGGACGUUCUUGGGAACAACGCGAAGUUCCACUUCCAGCCGAAGAACGUUCAGAAGUUGCCCUUGCUGCCUCGCACUGGCGCUGGAAAGACACCGUCUACGCCGUUGAAACCGUCGAACGUCGCGUCGAAGACGACAAGUGGUCUCACGGAGAGGAAGAAGUCCCCGACGACUGGCGGCGUGAACGUGACCAAAUCGUUCUCCACGAAAGAACCAACCUCGAAGACCGUGCACGCGAAAUCUGGCCAGAAAACGGACACAAAAACCGGGGACACUGGCACGAAAACGAACCCGGUGCAAAGAGCCGCGACAGGCAAGUCGAACGUGGCGUCGCUUCAGCAAAAGUUCGAGGCCAAUAAGAAUGUGAACGCAACGAGGACAGUGCCGCCUGGCGUGCAUAAAAAGACGGUCGGGAAAACGACGGAAACGGCGGGUGUCAAGAAAUAAAACGA